Cebus imitator (Panamanian white-faced capuchin) is the source of this 3860-nucleotide messenger RNA. RefSeq names its product histone H2A type 1-C. The transcript has 3 exons. NCBI's taxonomy places the organism in Eukaryota, Metazoa, Chordata, Mammalia, Primates, Cebidae. Bases 86 to 478 code for a protein of 130 amino acids. Gene Ontology annotation, molecular function: protein heterodimerization activity; structural constituent of chromatin; DNA binding. Gene Ontology annotation, cellular component: nucleosome. The record is from RefSeq and is a predicted model, not a curated record.
CCAUGUUUUACAUAUUUUCUGAUCUUGUUUGUUUUCGCGUGAGCCUAGGUUUCUUGUUUUGGUGCUUUUUUUUUGUUUGAUUGCCAUGUCUGGACGUGGUAAGCAGGGCGGUAAAGCUCGCGCCAAAGCGAAAUCCCGCUCUUCUCGCGCUGGUCUCCAGUUCCCCGUGGGCCGCGUGCACCGCCUGCUCCGCAAGGGCAACUACGCCGAGCGGGUCGGGGCCGGCGCGCCGGUCUACCUGGCGGCAGUGCUGGAGUACCUGACCGCCGAGAUCCUGGAGCUGGCGGGCAACGCGGCCCGCGACAACAAGAAGACCCGCAUCAUCCCGCGCCACCUGCAGCUGGCCAUCCGCAACGACGAGGAGCUCAACAAGCUGCUGGGCCGGGUGACAAUUGCUCAGGGCGGCGUCCUGCCCAACAUCCAGGCCGUGCUGCUGCCCAAGAAGACCGAGAGCCACCACAAGGCCAAGGGAAAGUGAUUUCAUAGGUGUCUGAACUUCCGGAAACUAUCAAACCCAAAGGCUCUUUUCAGAGCCCCCCCUACCGUUUCAAAGGAAGAGCUAACCUCACUGCUUGUAGGUACUAGGAAAAGUGCUAAGAUCUAAGAGGCUUGGAACAGAAAAAUUUUCUCAUACUUUUGGAGCCUGGAAGUUUAAGAUCAAGGUGCCAACAUAGUUUCUGAGCAGAAUGCAGCACACAAGUGUCCCUGGGAUAGAAAACCCGACUGAUCAGAGACCACUGCUUGAUGAAAAUGUCUUUGAUUACAACUCUAUGCUCAGAGAUUAUCUUCUAAUUUGUAUCUUUGUCUCCACACCAGAAAGUAAUGCAAUAAAAACCUCUCUGAUACUUAUUUUUAAUAUAAAAUGUCUUUUUAACUAUAAUUUGAUAAAGUAAUGGUAUGGUUUAUAAACCUCUCUCAUGUGAAUUUAGGUUUGAAUAAUCAAAGUAAUAGAUAUUCUUACCAUGUGCCAGACAUUGUUAUAAGCACUUCAAAAAUAUUAUCUAAUCCUAGCAACAAUCCUACUAAAGUAGAUAAUAGUUGCCAUCGUGAAGUUUUUUGUCAAAUUACAUAACUCCUCAAAUCUUGGUGGAUAAUAACAAGAAGGGUUAUUUCGGGCUCAAAUUCUAUUUCUGUUUGGAUCAGCAAUGGCUCUGAAACAUAUCUUCUUCAUAGCGAGAUCCAGGCUGAGAGAAAUUGACAUAAAGGGAUCUCAUUAUGUUCAAAGAUUCUGCAGGAAAGUGGACACAUUCUAUUUCUACUCAUAUUUUAUUGAGUAGAAGCAAAGCAGCUCACAUGUAAAGACUGAUAUGCAGGUAGUAGGAAAGAGUGCUCCUGAUAUGGAGAGGAAUAUUAUAAACCCAUGUCAAUGGGCAAGAAUAUAUAAUACUGCCAAAAAGGGAGGCAAAAACAUGGGAGCAAUAGUACAAUUUACUGCAAUAUUCCUGUCCAAAUUUUAGGCUUGAGAAAAUUGAGAAAUAGAGUGUAGUAAGUUUCUAAAGUCACCUAGUAAAUGAUGGAGAAUUGAGAUUGGAACGGAGUAGUACAUCUCCAGAACUCUGAUACCCAGACUCCAAGAUGUCUCAAAAAAUUCUCAUCUGGUAUUCCCAGGCUUGUGUAUCUUCCUCCCAAAUUGGAUAGCUCUGACCUAUGAAACUAACAAAUAUUGUGACUCCCAAAGUUAAGUCAUAAAUGGUAUUCUGACUUCUGUUUCACUCUCUCUUAAAUCACUCUGGGGAAAGCCAGCUGCCAGAUACUGAGCCCUCGUGUAGCCCUACAAAGGGUGUCAUGUGCCAAGGAACGGAAGUCUUCUGUUGAUAGCCAAAACCAGCUUGCUAGCCAGGUGAGCCAUCUGGGAAUCUUCCAGCCCCAUUCUUCAGUGUAAGUCUACAGAUGACUAAAGUCCCAGCAAAUAUCUUGACUCCAACCUCCUGAGAGAGCCCAUGUUGAAACUACUGUUCCCUCAUCCUCAAAUUCCUGAAUCAUGGAAGGUGUGUGACAUAAUGAAUAUUUACUAUUAUUUUAAACCACUAAAUUUUGGGACAAUUUAUUAUGUAGCAAUAGAGUCUACACAAAAAUCGAUCUGUUAAAACAUUAUGCAAAGCUGCCACUGCAUAUAAAUUAGUGAUUAUGUGUAAAUCGAAAACCCUUACAUUUAUAAACAAAUUCAUAUAAUAUAAGGGGAAUGGAGAGGGAAAAGCAAAGAGAUAUUAAGGAAACAAUAAGUAUCACAGAUAAAGAGAGAAACUGAAAAACUGAAGAUACACAAAAAGGCCAAAUGCAAUGUAUUCAUUAAACCACCUCUUCCAAAGACAGUGGCCAGAAGUUUGAAUAAACAGAUGCUGAAAAGAUUGUUUUAAAAAAUGAUUAUAGGUUCAAUGUUAAACGGAGUAGAAAAGUUGUUUACAUCGCCGAACCUAAUGUAGCCUAUAGUAAACUUUAUGAAUAUGUUGCAAUAGUCUAAUUGUCAUAAAUUAAACAGGUAUAUUAUACUUAAAACAUGUUCCUCUGUUACUAAUUCUAUGCACAUCUGCCUCCUAAGGCCAAGGAAACUGAGAGGCAUAAGAAGGAAGAUGACAAAUCGUUUCUCAGAAAGAAACAUUUAAUACGGACUUAUAAAGAGAAGCCACGUCUCCUGACAAGUUGGUGAAUCUGCCCAUUCACCCUUACCCCAUCCCAGCCCCCAGGACUGAAAGACCAUAGAGAAUUUGCCUAAGGGCAGGAUUAUAGUAAGUAUGUAUUUACAAUAAUAAGAUUGUUUUGACCUUAAAGGCAGGAUUUAUGCCUGCCACCAUCACCAGCUGAUUUUUGUGUUUUUAGUAAAGACAGGGUUUCACCAUGUUGGCCAGGCUGGUCUCAAACUCCUGACCUCAGGUAAUGUGCCUGCCAUAGCCUCUCAAAGUGCUGGGAUUACAGGCGAGGCACUGCACCAGCCCAGCCAGUAUCCAGUUAAUUUUGUUUUCCAACAUUACUUAACAUUUAUCUUCUUCCCUCCCUUAAGUGUUACUAUGUUAUUAUUUUUUUUCCACCACUAUGGAGAAUCUAUAUCACAUUUUGGUAUUUUGUAUUUUUUCUUUUUACCACGUAUGAAAAGCAUUCUAACAUUGUGAAAUACUAAGAGAAUUUUGUUUUUUUGCAAAAAGUUGCAAAAAAAAAAUUGCAAAAAUAGUAUGUAAUGUUUCUUAUUGUCAACAACUGUUUUCCUCUAAUGUUAAUGUUUUACCUAGCCAUAUAUAAUGAUUGGAAAUAGGAAAGAGACAUUGGUAAAAUACUAACUAAACAUCAGACCUAUUCAAAUAUCACACAUUUUCCCACAAAUUUUUUUUUUUCUGUCUCAGGAUCCUAUUCUGCAUCUCACACUGAAUUUAGUCACUACUUGUUUCUUAGUCUCUUUAAGUCUGUAUUAGUUCUGCAAUCUGUUCUUAUAUUUAUGAUGUUCACACUUUUGAAGAGUGCUGAUCAGUUAUUUUGAAGAAUAUCCCUUGACGAAUUUCUUUUUGUUUCGGUGGAGUGAAUUAUGUGUUUUUCACAGGAAAUACUUCCAAAACGAUAAAAUGUCCUUCUCAAUGCAAUGAGUUCAUAAUACACAUAUGUCUCUUUACUUUGUGAUGUUUACCUUUGUUAGUUAAGGUGGCGAUUGCCAGGAUUCUUCAUUGUAAAGUUCAUUGUAUUAUGUAUAUAUUCUUUUGUACUUUGCCUUAUCACUUAAAUGUAUAUCCUGGAAUUCACUGUAUACUACUUUAUGGAAAUCAAAGUCAUUUUUGUAGCUGCAUAUUACUGUACUGUGUAAAUAUGUCCUACUUUUAUCCAACAGUUCUCUUAUGUAGGAACAUUAAAGUUGUUUGAAAUAUUUUACAAUUCCA